AUCGACAACAAUGACUCAAAAGAAGUGUUGAUUUGUAGUUAGCGCUGCUGACGGCAAAUAUUUACUUUAGAACUUCCCUGCGCCCUGCUUGCUCAUCAGCACCGAUAAUAACAUUUUAGUUUUUUGCGACGAUAAGAAAAACACAGUGCACACACUGUGCCUGAGUUUUAGCCGGCUGCCCGAACUUCAGUCUCUUUUAGUUUUAAAGUGCUAUUCAAUGUAUACAGUUAUUAUUAAACUCUGAACACGUUUAACAGAAGUGAAAAAAAAGUACUCAAUUAUUUUUACAUAUUUCAUCAUUUGAAACGCGAUUAACUAUAAUGGAUAAGACGGCACAACCGCCACCAUAUUCUGAGACAAGACCAGGUUUUACACCUGCCUCAUAUUAUCAAGGACCACCACCACAACAGCUAAAUCCUUCACAUCCACCACUUUAUCCUCCAACGUUUCAACCUCAGCCCUAUCAAUCGUCGUCAGGACAACCGACAAUUAUUGUACAAACUACCGCCGCACCGACCAUGGUAGUGCUUGGUAAUGGUCCAACACAUAUGAUUUGCCCGUCAUGUCGUGCAGAUAUCGUAACUACUGUUCAACAUGCACCUAAUUUUAGAACACACUGUUGGGCUGCUCUCUUAUGUCUGUUCGUAUGUUGGCCUUGUGUAUGCCUUCCGUACUGCAUGGAUUCAUGCCAGAGCGCUCAUCACAUUUGCCCGAAUUGUAAUGCCCAGAUUGGAAUAUAUGACUAUUAAAUGUUAAAAAUGUGUUAAAAACUCUGUUUCUACCCCUCUUUCCCUUUCCAUCUGGCCGAGAGAAGUGUUUCCAGUUUUCUUUAUUGAAUUCAAACGCAGACUUGCCUAUAAUUUAAUGACUUAAGCUAUGUGUUCGAGGAAUUCAAUUAAUUGAAUUAAGUAAUUUAAUAAAGUACAAAUGAAAGAUUAAUUAUGAAACGUUUAUGUUUACUUGCUUUCCUUUACCGCAUUACAAUUUGAAACACGCCCGAUUUCAUAAUAUCCAAGUUUAUCAAUUCGCCCAUAUGAGUGGCCUGCCGAAUAGUUAGUGAGAAGAGCAUUUAACCAAUCAAUUCGAGGUACAAACGUCGCUUCUCGCCUAUAGAGCUUGUAUUUUCUUCCAUCCUGAUGCAUCGAACGCAACAAAACGAACUACAAGCUGGAGUAUGUGGUCACAGGCUGAAAUUGUUCUCAGUCUUACAAGCUUUCAAACCUUUGCAACGUUCUUUAGGAAUAAAUUAAGCUUAUUUAUUCAACUAUCAAUCGGUUCACGUGCAGGAAGAGAUUUAACACCUUCUAAGCUGGUUUUUUUGUUGUUAAAAGCCAUUAACUGAACUGAGUUUCCCCAGCCUACUCGAGUUUUAAAUCGUCAUAAUAUGUCCAUCAGAAAACGAAGCCUUGACCGCAAUGGUGCUCUUCCUUACGAUGUGAAUAUUGCGAAUAUACUGCUCCCGGAGUGCAACGAAAUUACGAAGAGAAUCGCUUCCUACCACAGCAGAAGUGUUUCCCCAAUCAUUUUUGCUAAAAUUGCCGCUAAUCGCAGUAACCCCAGCCACUUGCACACUUCUUCCUGUCUACAUCGCAAAGCGCAUGCCACGCAUCGCCUCUUUCGACCUUGAAAUUCUUUCCAUUAAAAAAAUCAAGAAGAAAGAUGCGCUUUAUCACACUCUCCAAAAACACGAGUCCUUCAAGUAAACAGCUAAACAUAAUCACCGAUCACCGUUUACCUCCAGGAGAAGAUUUGCCUUACGAGCCUACAUCAACGUGGACUUUCGGUCCGCCUGAGCUAGCUUCCACUCAUACGUUUACCGAUAAGAGCAUAUGUAAGCGAAUUCGAAGCCAUAAAAGUCGCAUCUUUUAAGGGUGCAAUUUUGGGAGAAACUGAAGGCAAUAGAGUGACGUAACCUCAAAAGACAAAAAUCGAAUACAGAUUGUCACUGUGAGGAGAGCUUGUUGUAUCUUGCACUUGGAAAAGCGUCGACUUUGUAAAUAUUUUUUGCAUGCACAGCAGAAUGAAUUCAUUACAUUAACUCGUAUUUCCAUAAUGGAUUGAUUUAAUUUGCGAUAAAAGAAAUUAUAUGCCUAAGCUACGUUUUGCGCACGCAAGUUAAUUAAAUUGACUUCAAGCACAAUCCCGUAAUGAAAUUCAG
Glossina fuscipes is the source of this 2158-nucleotide messenger RNA. RefSeq names its product lipopolysaccharide-induced tumor necrosis factor-alpha factor homolog. The coding region runs from base 321 to 749 and encodes 142 amino acids. The record is from RefSeq and is a predicted model, not a curated record. Lineage: Eukaryota; Metazoa; Arthropoda; Insecta; Diptera; Glossinidae. Gene Ontology annotation, molecular function: zinc ion binding. The transcript has 2 exons.